Messenger RNA from Seminavis robusta, 1143 nucleotides. The record is from the annotation of a GenBank genome assembly. Lineage: Eukaryota; Bacillariophyta; Bacillariophyceae; Naviculales; Naviculaceae.
AUGGCGAAAACACUCUUGAUUCUGGGCGGAUAUGGAAACACAGGGAAGCUCAUUGCCAACUUGCUCCUGGAGAUACGCAAAGAUACUUCCAUUGUCCUUGCGGGACGCAACUUGGCUGAAGCCCAAAAAGAAACCGAUCGACUCAACCAAGCCUUUGAAGGGCAUCGUGUCUUCGCAAGGCAAGUGGAUGCCUCUUCAGCGACAAGCUUGCAAGCCGCCUUGAGUGAUGAUGUCGAUGUGCUGGUCGUAGCAUCCAGUACAACGGCCUUGACCCAGCAGGUCAUGCAAGCCGCAAUUGAUGUCAAUGUUGACUACUACGAUAUUCAAUACAGUGAUUCGCAUCGACUAGAAGUCUUGGAAUCCCUCAAAUCUGACAUUGAAUCGUCAGGAAAGACAUUUGUCGUGGAAGGAGGCUUUCACCCGGGAGUUCCUGCCGCUCUUGUGCGCUAUGCUGCGACACAGCUGGAUCAUGUAGUCGAGGCGGAUGUGUAUGGCAACAUUUCAGAGAAUUGGAAAGAAGUGCAUGUACGCAAGGAAACUGAAGAAGAGUUCUUUGGUCAAAUGACGGAAAUGAAGAGCGAUAUCUACUCGAAUGGAAAAUGGGAGGCACAGGGCUGGCAAGUCGUCCGCGACUAUGAGUUUGCAGAACCCUUUCACAAGCGAGCAUGCGCCCCCAUGUUUCUCAAUGAAUUACGCAGUCUCCCGACCCUUCUUCCCAGUCUGGAGCAUGUCGGCUUUUGGAUUACGGGCUUCGAUCCAGUGUCGACGUUUGUCGCUUUGCCCCUAUCCUUGGGUGUCAGCGCUCUUUUCCCCAAGACAAUGACAAAGCCCAUGGCCCGGUUUUUCACGUGGAGCUUGAAGACCUUUUCGAGACCGCCCUAUGGAACUAUGCUCGCUCUGGAAGCGCACGACGCACGCAAGGAAAAACAGCAGAACCCUUCCAAGCUGCACGUCACCAUUGGGCAUCAAGACAGCUACUUUCUGACGGCCGUGGCAGCUGUGGCUGGUCUUUUGCAAUUGUUGGACGACGACACCAAGACCACGCCUGGAUUGCAUUGUCAGGCGCACUUUGUCGACCCAGAGCGCUUUGUAUCUGAUUUGGAGCGCUUAGGACUCAAUGUCACAAUCAAGAAGACAACCUAA